GUGGUCCAAUGUUAACAGCCUCGGUUGUCUUGCAAUUGAUCUUCUCUCUUGAGCUUCUUUUGGCUCUACCAUCCAUCCAACAACAAAAACAGGAAUCUUGUACGAAUUCCGGAACACUUAUUGAUUGUGUUCAACCCCUUUGUCAUAUUCCUUCACCAUUGCAGAUCGCGGCGCUCGGAGUUUUCAUCAUUCUUAUGUUCAACAAUGUCCCAAACAUGUACAGACAUGCUCAAAUGGCUCUCAUGACCACUCGUUGGAAAAAUGGCACCGGGCAGAUCAUGCAAAUAGAAAAACCACUUGGCUCCCGAAUGAUUAUCUUCAUCUUGGGUGUAUGGACAGAAGUGGUCACCUUCUCUGCGAUUCUAAUCUCUGGAUCCCUCUUUAUCAUCACCGCAAAGACGGUAGACCUUGUGAUCAGAUCGACGGUCGCGAUCAUGUUUGUUCAGAAUGUGGACGAAGUAGUUUUCGAUGCGUGUUGCCCUCAAGAAAUCACGCAGGAAGUUGGCUCAACAAGGUAUCGGGUGAAGUGGCUAGUCUUGAUUCCUAUGAUGCCGCAAGAUUUAUCGAUCAGCUUGGAGUAUUAUUAUGGAUUGUUUUUUCACCUUCCGUUCGUGUUCAUCAUCACAGUCUGCGUUGUUUUCACGAUUCGAUGGAUUGGCCCAGUUCCUUGCAAUGAUGUGUGGUGGGGUCUGUAGGGCACAUUCAGCGCCCGACACACUUCAACACACUUCAUUCAUGUAAAUACAAGUGAAGAUGCCCGUCAGUUUCGCUACAAACAGAUGCUCAUCAGCUUUUUUUGACCUUUUUGGCUUCGGAACUUCCUUGUGACAUAAAACUGCAACCAGCGG
Molecule: messenger RNA, 848 nt
Organism: Guillardia theta CCMP2712
Lineage: Eukaryota; Cryptophyceae; Pyrenomonadales; Geminigeraceae
Exons: 11
Coding region: 216-695 (159 amino acids)
Source: RefSeq, a predicted model, not a curated record